Monopterus albus (swamp eel) is the source of this 4022-nucleotide messenger RNA. RefSeq names its product DENN domain-containing protein 3-like. Gene Ontology annotation, cellular component: cytoplasmic vesicle. NCBI's taxonomy places the organism in Eukaryota, Metazoa, Chordata, Actinopteri, Synbranchiformes, Synbranchidae. The coding region runs from base 153 to 3950 and encodes 1265 amino acids. Gene Ontology annotation, biological process: regulation of Rab protein signal transduction. The transcript is spliced from 29 exons. The record is from RefSeq and is a predicted model, not a curated record. Gene Ontology annotation, molecular function: protein binding.
GGGAGCUGGGACGAUUGUGUUUCAUUUUGCAUUGCUGAACUUUGUCGAGUUGAGCUCCGGCGUCAUCGAUAAUGUCAUAGUGAAAUGAAUGUGGAGCGCACGGAAGUCUGUGAGGAGUGAUUGUCUGAGUUGGUCCCUGGGCUGAAGUAGUGAUGACAGACCAUCUGCCUGCUCUCCUGGAAGCCUGUGUGGUGGUAGGAGCGUCUCGUGACAAACUCCAGGAGGUUUGCCAGGCCAUCAGCAAUAAUGGAACUCCAGAGGACCUCCUAUUGGAGCCGGAAAUACUGCAUGUCCUGGCACCUCCCUUUGUUCAUAGACCAGAACCUGAUGGUGAAGCAAUGAGGUCACACUGGAAGAAACGGCGCUCUUUUAUCAGGAAGAAGGGGGAACAUCCUCUUUCAGCUGCUGCAUGCCAAGGUGGAGAAGCAGUAGGAAAAGGAGGAAGUGAAGAUGUCACUGUACCUAAUGACAUUGACCUCAUGGCUUUACCUCAACUCUGCUUCCCUGGUGGGCUCCAUGUAACCAGUGAAUGGAGAGAAGCACAGUUCCACUUCCUGGUUUUCACGGAUGUCUUUGGGAACAAGACCCAUGGAGCAGUAAUGCAGUGUUACCGACCAAUAGUGGAAGGGACAUCUUUCUACCAGAAUGGAACUGGAUCCUCCAAGUUUUCUAAACAUUUCUCUGCCUACAGUUUCUGUGUCAUAUCCAAGUAUCCUUACUUCACUGUGCUCAGAGACUGCCUGUCAUGUCUGUUAAUCCAGCUGAGAACCUGCCAUUUAUCAGACAUGGAGGAGAGAGUGAAGGAGUUUGCAGCCAAACUGACACUUGUGCCCGUCCCACCUCCUGGACACCUACAUUUGAUGUUUACAUUAGAUCCUCUGACCAUCGUAUUACCAUCCGGAGAAGACAAAGACCAACCAGCUGUAGAUUUAGACCUCCACCUUCCUUUCCUCUGCUUCAGGCCACAGCAGCUACUGCAGGUGAUGUCUUGUCUCCUGCAGGAACAGCAGGUGGUGUUAUUUUCUGCAGACUGGGCCAGACUCACACUGAUGGCAGAGAUUUUCUUACUUUUUCUGAAGCCUCUGUCAUGGCAGCACCCUUAUGUUCCUGUUCUGGCCAGAGGCAUGCUGGACUUUCUCAUGGCUCCGACUGCAUUCCUCAUGGGCUGCCACCUCAGCCAUCUGACAGAGAUUGCUGCUGAAACAAAUGAUCUGAUCCUAAUCAACAUUGAUAAUGGAAGUGUCUCCACUUCUUCUUCUGAUACUGUUGACCUACCAGGCAUUCCUCCAUCUGCUGCACACUGCUUCUUACAGAGGUGUCAGUCGCUGCAGAUACAUUUUGACUUGGAUCAUUGGCACCAUGCGAGCUGCACUGACAUCAAUGAGCAGCGGACACAGAGGAGAAUGUGGCAACACAACCUCAACCACAGCAUCCAGAGGAUUGCACUGGAGCUUGUCUUCAACAUAUUCAGGGAUGUUAGCAGUCAUUUGAACUAUGAACAUCGAGUGUUUAAUGGUAAAGAGUUCCUGAAAACCAGAGAGCCAGCCGAACAACUGUUUUACAAGAAGGUGUUGGAGACGCACAUCUUCCAUUCCUUCCUCAAGGAUCGUCUGAACAGGAAAAUGGACAAUUAUGCUCGCAUGGAACACAGCAGUCGUUCUGAGAUGAAGAAGAUGAAGGUUAAAGUCCUACCCAGAUCCACCAUGAAGGAUAUUCAAGCCUGGAGAAAGAGCGACAUCCCUGAGACAAGGCCGAAUAAAAGAAUGGGGAUGAGCCUUCCUAACUUGAGAGACCACCGAACUAUCACUGUCCAACAAAGCUCACCGCUGAGUAGCACCGUCACAUCUGAACCUUUGAGAAGUCCUCCUAAGCCCGUACACAUGUUUAGACUCCCAGACUUCCCAGUGUCUUUGUCCUUCCACUCUGUCCAAAGCUACUACAGUGAGCUCACCCAGCACCUUGGCAAGGCUAUCUUCUCUGCCCAAAAUGAGAACUCUGCUCUGUUGGCCAGAUUUUACUACUUGCGUGGUUUCAUCAACACACUGUGUUCACGGCGGCUGGAUGCUCUGAGUGAUUUCCAGAACCUCUACAAAACAGACACCGCCAUCUUCCCUACUCAGCUGGUCACGUGGCUUGUGGAUUCAUUGCGCCAAGACGAGAUACAGCAGGCCGACAUGCGACCUGAACUAAAGAGACUCGUCCUCAAGGUAAAGACAGAGACUGAGAAGCCAUCGGUGCAGAUUGACAACCAUGUGAAGAAGUUUGAGCUUCCCAAAGAGUCUUUGUGCCAGGACAAGUUUGUGCGUUGCGUCCAGGAGUGUGGGAUCGUUAAGGAUGUGGCGACCAUACACUGUUUGUUUGAUGCGCUCACUGAUGGCCGGCUGACGGUGGUGGACCCUGAACUCUUCAAAGACUUCUACACCUUGUGGAAGGACACAGAGGCUGAAGCCCACGAUGUCAACUUCAACCUGCCUUCAGAGGUCAUAGACCACCUUGACAAUAACGAGUGUGUCUUCAAGUUGUCAUCCUGUGUUAAGACUUCCCAUGGUGUUGGUAAAAUUGCCAUGACACAGAAACGUUUGUUCUUGCUUACUGAGGGACGACUGGGCUACCUGGAAAUCACAAAGUUCAGAGACAUACAGGCCGUGAAGAUCGCCACAGCUCCGUUUCUUCUUGUUCGUAUACCUUCCCUUUGUAUCCAGACCUCCAGCAGGCCUGAGGUGUUUGAGGCCAACCUGAAGGCAGAGACUGAACUGUGGAACCUUGUGGUCAAAGAAAUGUGGGCUGGACGCAAGAUGGCCGAUCAACACAAGGACCCUCAGUACAUGACUCAGGCUCUGACCAACGUCCUGUUAAUGAAUGCUGUCAUGGGCUGCCUGCAGACCCAGAGGUCCAUCCAUGCUGCCUCAAAGCUGGCCUACUUUGACAAGAUCAGACAUGAAGUGCCCAUGAUGAUGUCCGGAACUACCUCCGAAACUCUAAAACACAAGAUCAACCCAUCACUUGACCUGACUGAACCUCAAACUGUACAUGUGUUACUAUACACACCAGGUCAUCUGACAUCCAGUGAUUCAGAGGGUGACAUGAACCCGAAGCUGUGGGUGGCUCUCAGCGGGGGCAAAGUGGUUGUGUUUGAUGCAACUACCUGGUCCAUGGUGCAAAACAGCAUCCAGGUUGGAGAGUCGAAACUGAACUGCAUGCUGGGAUUGGUCCAGGAGCAGGUGUGGAUUGGCUCUCAGGACUCUGUAAUCUACAUCAUUGACAAUCACAGCAUGUCCUGCAACAAACAGCUAACUGAGCACAGACAUGAAGUGACUGGACUCACAGUGGACACCUGUCAACAGACGUACUCCUGCAGCUGUGAUGGGAUGAUACUACAGUGGGACUCAGCCAGUCUCAAAGUGAAGCGACAGCUUAGCCUCAGCUGUGACCGUCUGUCGUCUAUACAGAUGUAUGAUGGCACACUGUGGUGCUGUUGUGGUGACAGCAUUGUGGAACUGAAUGAGAAUGGGACACCACAACGAAGAAUGGCACUUCCUGACCACCUGCGGAGCAUUCCCAGUAGCUUCAGUACCUUCAUUGUCAUUCCAGAGCGAGGUCAAGUGUGGACAGGCUGUGCAGACUCGGGGGAGCUGUGUCUCUGGCAGACUGACAACCACAGGCAUCCGUACAAGAGAAUCCCCCUGCAAGGCAGUUCAGGAGUCACCUGUAUGAUUCGAGUCAAGGACCAGGUCUGGGUGGGCUGCCGUGGAUGGAGCAGUGUCGGAGGUCAGUGGCACGGUCAGCUGAGAAGUCGGGUAUUAGUGGUGGACCCAGAGAGUCUCACAGUGGCAAAGGAGCUGCAGGCACAUUCAGACAGCAUUCAGACACUCUGCUCUGCUGAGGAUCGCUAUGUCCUGAGUGGUGCUGCACGGCGUGAUGGCAAAAUCGCCAUCUGGAAAGUCGAGUAGAGACCAGAGGUGAAGAAAGCACUUAAAUGGAAAGAGACUGGUGUUGGCCCACCUGAAGGACAUCGUAGACCC